Molecule: messenger RNA, 4851 nt
Organism: Macrobrachium nipponense
Lineage: Eukaryota; Metazoa; Arthropoda; Malacostraca; Decapoda; Palaemonidae
Exons: 4
Coding region: 2633-4231 (532 amino acids)
Source: RefSeq, a predicted model, not a curated record
UCCUCAUCGGAGGAUUUCUCCUUUUUGCCGGCGUCUUCGUGGACGCCAUGGGCAGCUCCAUCAACAACGAUGGGCAGAAUGGCAUCUUACCCUUCAGCCCCCUCGUCCUCGUGGGCAGGGUCUUGCUCGCCAUGGGAGGGACAAAAUUAAACACGCUACAAGGAAGUCAACGUAAAGCAGAAAAAUUAAUAGAUGAAAACAUCUCUAUAUAAAAGACCAAAGUGAAGAGUUGUUUUCUGGAGAGGAUGGAGUCCUGUAUCGAGUGAGUGAGCGUCUUCAACAUUAGUUGCAGGAGAAGGACGGAAGGGCGUGCAGCAUGAAAUAAUGCAAGAAUGGGUGGUGUUAAAAAAAAAAAAAAAGGGUCAGAAAGCGUGCCGGACCUAUAAUCGUCAUACCACAGAAUGAGUUGAACGGACAAUGACACGUAGUGGUAUUCAUGUUCAUGAAUGUUCAAAAUCAUAUAAAAAAAAAUAAAUGAAAAUUUGGAAAUAUGAGUAGUCCUUAAAAGCCUCUACGUUUGUCCAGAUACGAUGCACUUUUGUCUUCGCUUAUACUUCGAUAAAUCAUACUGUAAUAUGAGGUUCCAGAUUACAUAAGUUAUGAACACUCUCAAGAAUCAACUCAAUUUUUUUUGACAAAGUGGAUUAAAAAUUAAUGAUAUGCGCAGAAUUUGAUGAGAUAGUUCCAUUUGGAAAUUCAGGACAGAGUCUAGUACGGAAGAUUAUGAGAUGUAAUAAUAACACUGAAGACUUAGUGAGAUAAGUACCCAAAGUCAGAAUGAUUCAGCAUAAUAGCCAAAAUUUGAGUAAGUUGUUAUGCAUAGGAAGAAUGAUGAUAAUGUAUUUAUUAACGUAUUUAUCAAUUUACAAAUACAUGAACUUCUUUAUGGGAUAGGUAACACAAUGGAAAUUACAGUUUGUAAUCGCCAAUCCAUACGAGACUUUCUUUAUGUGAUGGUACCAAAAGCGAAUUUCUUUAUACAGUAAUUAACCAUCGUAGGAAUUUCUCUACUUAAUAAGCAACAAAAUAGGAAUGUUUUAACGUGAUAGAUAGCUAAAACAAAAAUUAUACUUUACGAUGAGGUAUUAUAUGGAUUAGUUGUUAUGAAAAAAUUAAUAAUAUAUAAAGUAGCAUAUCAACAAAGUUCUAAUUGUGAUGUCAGUAAACACAAAACAAAUAUUAUACAAGGUAAUUAAUGCGCAGUAUAUGAUAGGUCACUAAUCAUUUUGUGGAUGCAGUCAUGAUAUAGGAAACAUCCCUUAAAAAUGCAUUGCUGUCCCAACCGUGCAUUCAAAAACUGGUUUAAGAACUGAUCUCCUGUUCAGUCGAUAAAUUUAAAGAUUCUAAAUGCAAAAGAGAUUAAAUCUCUUUCACUUUUCCAAAGAUGUUCGUGUAAAGUGACCCGUAUAUAUGUACUCUCCUAUUCAGUCAAUAAAUUUAAGGAUUCUAAAUGAAAAAGCAAUUAAAUCUCUUUCGCUUUUCCAAAGAUGUUUUGUUCAUGUAAAGUGACCCGCAUGUAUGCACACCAUCGUAACAGGAAUGCGCUCGGCCGCGCCAAUAGUACACUUGACCAAGGGCGCUUACCCUAAGCAGCAGCGGUGUGCACAUCGUAAUCAUGUAUUCAAACGACACGUGUGCACCUCAAAACGUUGCCGCGGGCCGAGAAAUAAUGACCCACCCACCCCAAUCUCCAAAAAGGAUAUGAACCGAGCCGGCCAUUGGGUGAAAAAAAAAAAAGGGAAAACAAAAAGUGGGGAGAGAGAGAGAGAGGUGACGGGGGAAGUUUGGGGGUGGAAGGAAGAAGAGAGAGAGAGAGAGAGAGAAUGAAAAGUACAAAUUUAAUGCAACAGAGCACCGAGAGAGACAUAAUACCCACAUUUACCUCGAAGUUCGUCAACCCAAACCAGACCUCUGAGGUAACAUCCUUUCCACAGUCAAAGGAAACGAAAUCGCAAGGCCUCACGGAGAGGCCAAGUGUCCUUAAUAACUCUCUCCAGGAUAUUGCAUUAUGCUCCCAAUGCUCUGCGGCCAACGACUUCCUCGGUAAGGACGAGCCUCAAGUGAAGAAGGAGGAGGAGGAGGAGGUAGAGGAGGAGGAGGAGGAGGAAGGAAGGCUUGCCGUCUGUUACAGAAGUGUCCUUGGGGGGCCCCAGAGUGCAGGAUACUACGAGGGGCUCCAGUUCCCCAACCUGCGAUACUCCGCACACCCAGUCUUCUUCUUCGCGCCGCUCACUGUUGUUUUAACCGUGAUAUGUGACUGGGUGGGAGAUUGGCUUGCGCUUGGGAAGUUGUGCGCGCACUGCUGCUCUUCUGGUCAAAGCAAAAUCCGCUGGUUUUGUUUCUCGUUUGCUGUGAUAACGCGUGCCAAGCGAUGCAGAGUGAAUCGCAAGGGCCCGUGCGAUGUUUAGUAGGCAUGUUUUCGCCCUAGUUCGCCUCGUGAAAGGACUCCUCUCGUUACUAUCGGUACUACCAUUGUUUGGCGACAACAGUGGCAUCCGGCAAUGAGAUCAACAACAUUGAGAACUUGUCCAUCUUGCGGUUUCCGAUCGUCGGCUGAGUUGCUUACCAUGGAUUAAAAAAAAGGAUUGCCUCCGUCGUCGAUCAGGGACUGAAACCUAACCGUUGAGAGAAGAUGGGACCCAGGUACACGAAGGCCAUCAUAUUGCUUGUGGUGGGAUCGCCCGUCCUGGCAGCUGGGAUCAUCAUUGACAAUUCCCUGGAGACGAACACAGCCCAGAGUUCCACGGUCACCAUUGCCCGCCUCAUGAUAGCCGUUGGAGCAUGUAUGGUAGCAGUUGGUGUCUUCAUUUGUUGUAUUAUUAUGACAACGAACAAGAAAGAGGAACCAAACACUCCAAGUCCACCAGGCGACAUUCAGCUCCAUAGAGUCAGGGUCACCACAGCUCCUCAUUCGCAAUCACAGCGUCGAGGAGUCCAGCUGGUGACCUACUCCCCUCUGCCAGAGGCACAGGGCAACCCAUACCCUCCUCCUCAGUCAGCCAGGUUCAACAGAACCCCGCUUGUCAACUCUCCAGCUGUGCAUUUCCAGACAAGUGCUGUUACAAGCACCCCAGUUAACCACAGUAGCGCUUCACACUUAACAAGGGCCUCUGUACCCACAGGCAAUGUGAGUCAGCUCCCAAAUGCUAUACUACCCACUCAAAAUGGAGGGCAGCAUGCAAAUCCCUCCACAGUACCCAAUCAAAUUCCAAGCAUGCCUGCAGUUCACUCAAGCAUUUCUGAGACGAAGAGUCAACGUUCAAACACUUCUGAGGCCAAGAGCCAGCGAUCAAACACAUCUGUAGCUAAAAGUCAGCGUUCAAACAAUUCAGAAAAUAAGAGUCAGCGUUCAAGCGCUUCUGAGAGCAAGAGUCAGCGCUCGCAUGCAUCUGAGGCUAAGAGUCAACGCUCUAAUCCUUCUGAGGCUAAAAGUCAGCGCGUAAACAUAACUGAAGCCAAAACUCAACGUUCAAGCCCAUCUGACGCUAAGAGCCACCGAACAAAUAACCCAUCAGAGGGUAAGAGUCACAAAUCAAGCUCAUCGGAAACCAAAAGCAAACGCUCGAGCUCAUCGGAAGCCAGAAACCCACGCUCGAACUCCUCAGAAGCCAGAAACCCACGCUCGAGCUCGUCAGAAACCAAAAACCAGCGGACGAGCUCGUCAGAAGCCAAAAGCCACCGCUCAAGUUCAUCCGAAACAAAGAACCAACGGUCAAACCCUUCACCGGGGCAAAACAAACGUUCCAGUACCUCGGAAAACCCAAGCAAGUGCACCGGGAACCCCGAUAAUUCAAAUCUAUCCCUACAACAGCACAAUCCAGGGCCUCAGAAUAAUACUCACCAACGGCAUUUAUCUUCCGAGAGCCUCGUAUAUCCCGUGAGCGCAACAGAUAUGGCAAAACUCCUAACGGCUGCUAAAAAGGUCAUGGAUCCUAAAUCCUUCGAUGACAUAGCGAAGGCUUACUCAAUUGUAUAUUCGUCAUCCAGGCCGACGUCGCAGGUUGAUAUGCCUGCUUUUGACUACUCUGUACCUGCUCAGGGGCCCCUUUCGAGUUGCUCUUCUGCAUCUGCUGGUCAGUUGUCAACACAGGCAGCUGGUGCGUGUUGUCUGCUUCCUGCUACGCAAGAACAGAUGUCCUUAGAAAAUACUCUUCCGCUAGGUAGCAGUCCAUCCGCCCCUCCAUACCAAGAGCAGCCACCGGAGUUUGACCCGCCUCCAUAUUGCCCUUAAUAUAGGGUCAUUAUUAAGGAAAAUAAUUCAGUUACAGGGUCAGUGAGCUUUGACUUGUAUUUAUGUCGGAAAGUGCGUGUUAUAUACUCAAAAAAAGUUUCUCAAAAGAGCUUAGUGUGCCCAUGAGAUUUUGUGACUUGUGAAAUAGUGUAUUACCAAAAUUUUUUGGUACGUGUUUUCUGUAAAUAGUGACUGUGUUUUCUCAAGAAACGACGACUUUUUUUAUGGGACAGCUUCUGCAUGUCAGAAGGUAAUUUUGAUUUAAGGUCUUAUUUUUUUCUCACUUUUGUAUUAAUCUCUAUCAUGAAGUUCAAUGUCAUUUUUAUGCUAAGAUUAAUUUCAUACUUUUGUCUCAAGAUGAGAAAUUCAAAGUUCCCCAUCUAACCUUAACCGUGGUUGUAUCAUAACAGAUUUUGAUAUCACUACUUAUUUUGAUAAGCACUUUGAACGCAUUGUACAUAAUCAUCUGUUACUGUCGCUUUUUAUUUGUACAGAUUUAUUAUUCCGUUGGCUUCACUUUCCAUAAAAAAAACAACCUUCUUAGAUUACAAUUCAUCUUUUAUUUAUUUUCUUAUCUGUUAUUGACUUAAGGUGUUAUUUCUUACCGAUUCGAGAAACAA